AUGGAGGAAGAUGAUUUUUUUGCUUUCUUUAUUUCUUUCUUGCUUUCUUUCUUCCUUUCUUUCUUUCUUUCUUUCUUGCUUUCUUUAUUCCUUUCUUUCUUUCUUUCUUUCUUUCUUUCUUUCUUUCUUUCUUUCUUUCUUGCUUGCUUGCUUUCUUUCUUUCUUCCUUCCUUCCUUUCUUUCUUUCUUUCACUAUUAAUUUCUUUUUCUUUCUUUUUUCUUUCUUUUUCUUUAAAAUACUUAGUCUGUUUUUCUCUAUCUUUUAAAAAAAAAUACUUAUUACUGCUUGCUUUCUUUCUUUCUUUCUUGCUUUUUUUUUUUGCUUUUUUUCUUUUCUUUUUGCUUUUUUUUUCUUUUCUUUUUUUUUCUUUCUUUCUUUUCUUUCUUUCUUUUUUUUUCUUUUUUUUUUUCCUGUCUUUCUUGCUUUCUUUUUUCUUUCUUUCUUCCUGUCUUUCUUUCUUUCUUUCUUUCUUUCUUCCUUUCUUUCUUUCAUUCUUUCUUUCUUUCUUUCUUUCUUUCUUUCUUUCUUCCACUAUUAAUUUCUUUCUCUUUCUUUUUUCUUUCUUUUUCUUUGUCUUAUUUAUUACUUUUUCUUUCUUUUCUUCUUUCAUUUUCUUUAAAUACUUAUUACUCUGUUUUUCUGUAUCCUUUUUAAAAAAAUACUUAUUACAGUUUCUUUCUUUCUCUUUCUUUAACAUAAUUAUUACUGUUUUUCUUUCAUUAUUCUUUCUUUCAUUCUUUCUUUCAUUUUCACUUAUCGCUCUGUUUUUCUUUCUUUCCUUCUUUUUUCUUACUUUUUCUUUAAAAUACUUAUUACUCUGUUUUUCUCUAUCUUUUAAAAAAAUACUUAUCACUAUUAGUCUCUUUCUUUUAAAUACUUAUUACUUUUUUCUCUCAUUUUUUCUUUCUUUCUUUCUUUUUAAUACAUAUAACAAUUUUCCCCUCUUUUCUUUAAGAUACUUAUCGUCCUGUUCUUUCUUUCUUUCUUUCUUUCUUUCUUUCUUUCCUGAUUUCUAUGCUUUUAAAACUCUUCCUUAA
Molecule: messenger RNA, 1038 nt
Organism: Acanthosepion pharaonis
Lineage: Eukaryota; Metazoa; Mollusca; Cephalopoda; Sepiida; Sepiidae
Source: the annotation of a GenBank genome assembly